UCAGAAUCGUAUUAGCAUCCCACCUGGAGUCUCCGAGCAUCUUCUGAUGGGGUCUCCAACCUGAAGGUGAGAGUUCCACCGGAGCCUCAGAGCAGAAGCAACUGCUGUCUUUGAGAAGGUUGUUAAGUGAAUCUGGCUUCCCCCUUGACUUCGCUGAUCAGAAGGUCACAAAAGGGGAUCGGGAGCCGCCACCCCCCCCCCCCGGGACACUGCAACAGUCGUUUUCAGAGGUUCGACUCACCCUCCGAAGUCACAAUGAGCCUCCUCUUCCUCUUCUCCGUGUCGUUUGCUGCGUAUGUUUCCCCAGUUUCGGCUUCUUGGUCGGCCACUUACCCGGACAACCUGUGGGCCAACAAGGAUUCUUGUGCCGUGCUUCCCUGCACGUUUGCCUUCCCCAGCAGCGUCUCCGUCACAAAUGGGAUCAUGGCCAUCUGGUUCAAAGAAGAGGAUACUCAGCAGAUCACCGUUUUCCACUCCAAAUCUCCGGAGACAGCCAAUGCUCGCUUUCGAAACCGCGCCGAACUGCUGGGGGACCCCCUUGAAGGCAACUGCACCCUGGUCCUGCGACACUUGACGAAGGAGGACAGCGGACAGUAUUCCUUCCGGUUCGAAGUGGUCAAGGCGAAUAGUUGGACGGAGAAGAAGCAGCUCCAGCUGACCAUCACUGAUAACCCUGACUCCCCCACCAUUGCUGUCCCAGGAGACCUAAGGGAAGGAGUCCCAGCAACCUUUAAGUGUUCCAGUCCGUACGUCUGUCCCUACGACCACAGCUCCCUGAGGUGGUUUGGCUACGACCCUGAGACCUCCCAUGUCUCUGGAACGGUCCAGCUGGACACCACGGCAGCCGUCUCUAAGCAGACCCUCCAAACGACACUAACCUGGAAGAACCACCAGCAGAAGUUGGCCUGUGAAGCAUCGGUCGGAACCCGGAAGGCCAGAGGGGAAGUUACUCUCCUUGUAGGACAUGCCCCCAAAGGCCUCCACGUGGCCCUCGAGCCCCCCGCCCAGAACAUCCGCGUGGGCGACGCCGUGACUCUGAUUUGCAAUGUCAACAGCAGCUACCCAGAACCCACCGCCUUCAGGUGGUUCAAGGACGGCACCGCUUGCGGGACCGAGCGGGUGAAGACCAUCCGGCGUGCUUCCCUCAAGGAUUACGGGCGCUAUCACUGCGAGGCGGAAAACUCGCUGGGCAGCGGGGUGGCUGAAGGGCUGGCCCUCCCCAUCUUUGCCGCGGUGCUAUCGGUCAGUCCUUCCUCCAGCAUCCGAGAAGGUGAGCCGGUCACUUUGACUUGCGAGAUCCCUGGAGAAGACCAGCAGGAGAUCCACUACAGCUGGUUCAAGAACAACAUCUGGUUCAAGGAAGGCGCUGCCCGCAUCCUCACCUUCCAGGAGGUGACCGUCGGCGACACGGGCUACUACACAUGCAAAGUCCAGAACGAUAAAGGAAGCGAGACCUCUUCCGCCAUCGGCUUAACCGUCUUCUAUCCUCCCCGAUCGCCCUCCCUGGCCUUGUUCCAGGAGACCCAGAGGGGUCAGCUGGCCAUUGUCCACUGCACGGUGGAGAGCAACCCUCAGUCCACGCUGAGCCUUUUCCGGGACCAGAGACUCCUGGCCACCACCAGCUCCCACUCAGCGCCCAACCAGAGGAUCAGCAUCGCAGCCACGCGCAACUCCUUGAAGCUGGAGAUCCAGAAGGUCACGCCGGAAGACGAGGGCGAGUACCAGUGCGUGGCCACCAACAAGUAUGGGAAUGCUACCACCUCCAGCUUCUUCAGGAGCCAAACUGCCAGGGUGGUGGCCAGCCCUUCCGGCAAGCUGGUUGAAGGCCAGAGAGUCACCCUGACCUGUGUCACCACCGUGGGGAGCGAAGAAGACACCACGUACACUUGGUACAAGAAUGCCAAAUGGGUAGAGCAAGGCCAGAAGGACAGCCUGGUCCUCUCAGCUCUGGUCAGAGAAGAUGCUGGGACCUUCCACUGUGUGGCCGAGAACAAGAAAGGAAGCCACCUCUCACCACCCAUCGCUCUGCGCGUGCUCUAUUCUCCAAGGCUGCCCGCGAUGACCUCUUUCCUGGAGACCCAAGGUGGCCAUCUGGGCAUCAUCCAGUGCACAGUGGACAGUGACCCCCCCUCCGAGAUCGCUUUUUACAAGGGCGACACCCUCGUGGGUUCCAACCACCUCUUACCGUUGGCCACCGACCCAAGAAUCCGGGUGACCUCCUCGCCUAACGCCCUGAAGGUGACCAUCCAGGAGCUGAGGUUGGACGACGAAGGAGAAUACGUGUGCUCGGCCCAAAACCGCUAUGGAGAUGCCAUGGCCACCAUGGACUUCACUGCGGAAACCGCCAGCAUCGCCAUCGCCCCGUCUCCAGAGAUCCACGAAGGAGACCCCGUCCGCCUCCUGUGUGUUCUCAGUGGGAACCUCUCGGCCUCGGCCAACUACUCCUGGUUCAAGGAGGGUCUCCGCCUCCCGGGGGUCUCCGGGGAUUCCCUGGUCUUGGAACACGCGACUGUGGAGGACGCCGGAGCGUAUAAAUGCCGAGUGGAAUAUCCCGGAGCCAGCAAGACCUCCAGCUCAGCCUCGCUCUCUGUGCUGUUCGCCCCGAGGAACCUCCAGGUGUCCGUUUUCACGGAGAGCGAGAGGGGAACCGUGGCCAUCUUCCAAUGUUCGGUGGACAGCAAUCCUCCGGCCACCUGGGCUCUGUACAAAGGAGACACCGUCUUGGCCACCAGCAAGACAAAGGACAACCCGGCCUCCCAUCGGAUCAGCGUCACUACCGGGCCCAACGCCAUGCGGGUGGAGAUGACGCGGGUGGGACCGGAAGACGAAGGAAGCUACAACGUUACGGCCACCAACGCGCACGGCGCCACCUCCAGACAGCUGUACUUCCGAGUGCAAACGGCCCGGAUUCUGAUCAGCCCAUCCCCCGAGGUGCUGGAAGGGGAGCAGGUCCGCCUCACCUGUGACCUGAUGGGAGGCCUUCCAGAGGAUCCCAGCUUCUCCUGGUACCGCAACAGCAAACACCUCCAAGGGAUCACCGACGGCAGCCUCACCUUCCUGUCCGUAACCCACCAGGACGCCGGCGCCUAUUACUGCAAAGCCCAGACCGCAGAUGGGAAGGACCUCAGCCUCUCCCCGUCCAUCAGCCUAACCGUGUUUUACCCCCCUCGGAAGCCCCACCUCACGGCUUUCCUUGAGACGCCAGGCAGCCGGGUGGCCGUCCUUCAGUGCACGGUGGAGAGCGACCCCCAGGCCCACCUGGCCCUACGCAAAGGCCGGCAGCUCUUGGCCUCCAGCACGGACUCCAUCCUCGCCCACCGGCUCAAGGUUUCCCCCGCGUACAACAGCCUGAGGGUGGAGAUCUGGGACGUGGUGAUGGAGGACGAAGGAGAAUACGCCUGCUGGGCAAGCAACCGAUACGGCAACGGGAGCGCCAGCAUCACCUUCAGAGCACGGGCCGCCAAGCUCUGGAUUUCCCCUCCAGACGCCUUGGAAGGGAACUCCGUCAAUCUGACCUGUGCCGUUGACUCGGAGGCUGUCGGGGACAUGCGCUACACCUGGUUUAAGAACAACGAGUGGUAUGCAGAAGGCUUGGUCCGGACUCUGGUGUUACACCAGGCUACCAUAGAAGACGCCGGCACCUACUACUGCACCGCCCAGACCCGAGAAAGGAUGUGCAAUUCCUCCUUAAGCACCCUGGAUGUCCUCUACCCACCUAGGAAUGUGCUGGUCAAGUCCUUCUUGGAGAUCCAGAAAGGCCAGCUGGCCAUCAUCCUGUGUACCGUUGAGAGCAACCCACCGUCCGUGCUGUCCCUUCGCCGGGCUGACCAAGUCUUGGCGUCCAGCUCCUCCAAAGUCCGUGGGGUGCCAGGCCAGAAGCUGCGGGCUGCUUCCUCCCCAAAUUCCUUGAGGCUGGAGAUCCGAGACGUCAACCUGAAGGACGAAGGGAGCUACGAGUGUUGGGCGAGCAACUCUCUUGGCCGAGCCCAGGCGUCUUUCAACCUCUCCGUGGAGACUCUAAGGCUGGUGAUUGAGCCCAUCCCAGAGGUGCAUGAAGGACAGCGUGUCUCUCUGGUCUGUGAAGAUGCCAACUUCCAACCGUCUGCCCUCUACACCUGGUACAAAGAUGCCAGGUGGUUGGGUGAAGGUCCGGCCACCUCCUUCCUGCUCCGAGCUGUUACUUCCCGGGACAUGGGAUCCUACUCUUGUCAGGCUCAAGACGAAAGGGGCAUCAGGACAUCUCCACCCGUCGCUCUCUAUGUGCACUACGAGCCCAAGAAGGUCACCCUCACCUCCUUCCUGGAAAGCCCCUCGGGCCACCAGGCCAUCCUGCAGUGCGCCGUGGAGAGCUAUCCUCCCGCUGAGCUGACGCUCCACCGAGGAAACGUGCUGGUGGCGGCUUCCAGCAGGCUCUCGGGGAACUUGCCCGCUCAACGGUACGUCGUCCACGCCUCUCACAACGUCCUGAAAGUGGCGAUCCAGAAGGUCCUUCAGGAGGACGAAGGACAAUACCGCUGCCUGGCUAAGAACGCCUACGGGACCUCAAAAGCCUCGAUACACUUCACGGUGCCGAGGGCAAGAAUCACCAUCGACCCAUCGCCAGAUGUUCACGAAGGCAGUCCGGCCAACCUGACCUGUGAGAUUGCCAGCCGGGUGGUGGAGUCCAUGAACUACACCUGGUACAAGGACAGCCGGUGGCUUUGGGAGAGCCCCGAUGGAUCCCUCCUGUUGAGCCGAGUGACCAGGGAUGACACCGGGGCCUACCACUGCCAGGCAACCGGAAGGACAGGAAGUCUGACCUCGGCCUUUGUCCAUCUGAAAGUGCAGUAUGCGCCUGACCGCCCCUCCUUGAAUGCUUACCUGGAGGUUCAGAACGGGAAGCUGGCUAUCAUCACCUGCCAAGUGGAGAGCUACCCACCUUCCAGGCUAGCCGUGUACAAAGGAGGCCAACUCCUGGCCGUCACCAAAAGCUUCUCACCAGCUGGUCAGCGUUUCCACACCUUCUACUCGCAUAACCGUUUGAGGCUGGAGAUUCAGGACAUCACGGAAACAGAUUCGGGGGAUUUUGUGUGUCAAGCUGACAACGCCCUCGGCAACGCAACCAGCAGCAUCACCUUCGAUGCAGGACUGCUCUCUAAACUGACCGUCUUUGAGAUCUUGGCUGGGAUAGCCAUUGGCGUGGUCUGCAUAGCUGCUCUGGCCGGCCUGGUCUUUGGCGUGCAAACAAACGGAUCCCGGAUAUAUCAAAAAUGGAUCACGUGGACGAAAAAGAAGAGCAACAAGGAAGAAGUGCAGCAGGAUGGAAACCGAGAAGAAACCAUUCAGUUGAAUGGAGAGAGCCCAGAUACUCCUCCCGCUGGAAUGUUCUGCUUCUCCUACAGAAGGCUACCCUGGAGGGCUGGUGCGGUCCCGAAAGUGGCUGUGUCUGAGUCCAGCUGUACAAGCACCUUGUGAGCAUACCAGGAGGACCUGCAGAUGGGGGCACAAGCAGGCCCAACCGGGGCUGCUCAGACUGGACAAUGGGGGGGAGGGGGAGUUCUCCUUGUCUGAAGACGUUUCAAACCUUGAGUUCAUCCUUGUCCGGGACUAUCCAGCACAACGGUGUUGGCCAAACACAACAGUUUUCACCCAUGCAAAAAUGUCCCCAUCCAAAUUCAACCACUUUCUUUUAAAAUGAAGUCCAGCAUUGAAGCACCAGGCUAGAAAACCAGAGGCUGUGAGUUGUAGCAUCGUCUUGAAAGUCGGCUGGGUGACUUUGGGCCAGUCCUUCUCUCUCUUUUUCUCUUUUGGCCCAACCUACCUCACAGGGUUGUUGUUGUUGUUUUAAAGCUUUUUUUAUUUAUAAUACAAAUUAAAAACCGUGGACAUAGCGUGACAUCUCCGGUUUAAACAUUUUCAUCAGAUUUUGUCAUAUAAUUGAUACACUUCCUUAUCUCUAUACAUAUUUAUACUAUCACAUUUCGAAUACACAUGUUCUUUCAUCCAUAUAGGUUAUUUCGAUAGCUAAUUCAAUCAUAUCUAUCAUAACAAAUUAGCAUAAAACCUCCAAGCAUUUUAUUCGUCAAUGGUGCUAUAUCCCAGCAUUUCUCCUCCUUUCCAGUCAAUAAUAAAAUUUG
Molecule: messenger RNA, 6116 nt
Organism: Ahaetulla prasina
Lineage: Eukaryota; Metazoa; Chordata; Lepidosauria; Squamata; Colubridae
Gene: SIGLEC1
Product: sialic acid binding Ig like lectin 1
Exons: 23
Coding region: 256-5454 (1732 amino acids)
Source: RefSeq, a predicted model, not a curated record